This is a messenger RNA of Nerophis ophidion (straightnose pipefish), 2413 nucleotides long. It is a transcript of the gene maza, whose product is annotated as myc-associated zinc finger protein. The transcript is spliced from 7 exons. The record is from RefSeq and is a predicted model, not a curated record. Gene Ontology annotation, cellular component: nucleus. Bases 803 to 2146 code for a protein of 447 amino acids. NCBI's taxonomy places the organism in Eukaryota, Metazoa, Chordata, Actinopteri, Syngnathiformes, Syngnathidae.
GCAAGGCGGUGUGACGAGUAGCCGAACACCAAGUAUGUGACUUUGUGGACGGACUCUGGUGAGAGCUGAUUGAGCCUCUCCAGCUGUUGAGUGCCGCGCAUCGGUACCUUUAAGAUGCGGCGGACGGAGGCUUGUGCCGCCUAUUGCACCUAAACGACACCAUUUUACCAAGCGUCCAUCUCGGCCCGGUUACCGAAGAAGCGGCCGGUGCUCUUUGUGUCGACCGAGAGAAAGCGGCGGGUGGUUGCUCGGUGGAGCUCCCCGAAAUGUCGGGAGAGGUGGAGAAGACAUCCGUGGGGAGGCGCAGAGAGCAAAUACUUUCCCUUUAAAGCAGAAAGGGACACGACGAGAUAAAAAAAAAAAAAACGGGAGAAGGACAGCGAAGGAGGGAGGGACACGGUUUGAAAAAAGAGAAAGAUGUCAUCCCGGCCAUUCAAACAGCGAGGCGGAGUCCGGGAUCGCGGCGGACCAGGAGCGUUAUAGUUAGGGGAUGACCCUGACUCGAGGCCGAGGCUUUGUACCCGCGCGAAGGCCUUCCUGGAGCUAUUGCUAAAAAUGUAUGCGGGGGGUCGUUAGCUUAUUUUUUUUUACUUAUGUUUUUGCUUUUUAGUGCAUCUUUGCCGUUUAUCACUGUAAACAUAAAGCAAUGGAAUACGAAUGACAGCUUUUGUUGGAGUGAAGAUGGAGCAGCAACACUGAUUUAAAGCAGACGAUACGGCCUCGUAUUAGUAUUUACUUAGCAGUACUAUAGUACGUAGAAGUACUAUUUAGUCAUUUAGCAGCGGUGGAGUGAGGCUGCAGCAUGGACACAUCAUGGAGUAAUUUCCUCUUCCAGACGCCGGCGACACCGAGCCAGCAAGAGGCGCCCCUGCAGUCGGAGCUUCUGCCCGAACUGACCGGCGGGGCGCAGAGUCCUUUGGCGGACCACAUGACCACGCCGCCGUCCACCGUAGACACCGCCGCACUGAGCGAAGAGCCGCCUCCAGUCAAGGUUGCACCUAAAGCCCCGCGGCCUGCCCAUGUCUGUGCCACCUGUAGCAAGGAGUUCAAGAACAGCUACAACCUGCGGCGCCACCAGUCGGUUCACACAGGCAUCAAGAUGAAGGACCGCGCCCGGGACAAGGAGGGGGGCAGGGUGGUCCAGAAGCAGACGAUCCCUCUGUCCCUCCUCCAGCUUUCCCUGCCGCCGCCCCCUCUGCCCGACCCCUCCUCCCCUGCGGCCCCCGACUCCCUACCCCUGCACGGCCAGUCUGUGUCAGUGUCCAUCGCCCCGGUGGGCGUGAGCGUGGCAAUGGCGCCUCAGCCCAUCCAAGCAGCCCUAGUGGUGGUGGGCUCUGUGGAGCAGAAUCCCAACCCCAUCCCCAACCCCAACGCCAACCAGGUGCGCAAGAACCACGCUUGUGAGGCCUGCGGGAAAGCCUUCCGAGACGUGUACCACCUGAACCGCCACCGGCUGUCCCACUCGGACGAGAAGCCGUACUCGUGUCCCAUCUGCCAGCAGCGCUUCAAGCGGAAAGACAGGAUGAGCUACCAUGUGCGCUCGCACCAGGGCGGCGUGGAGAAGCCCUACGUGUGUCCUCACUGCGCCAAGGCCUUCUCACGCCCGGACCACCUCAACAGUCACGUGCGUCAGGUUCACUCCACAGAGAGGCCCUUCAAAUGCACGACGUGCACGUCGGCCUUCGCCACGCGGGACCGUCUGCGGGCUCAUCUGAUUCGCCACGAGGAGAAGGUUCCGUGUCACAUCUGCGGGAAGCUCCUGUCAGCCGCCUACAUCAGCGACCACAUGAGAGUCCACAACCAGUCACAGCACCACUCCUGCCACCUGUGCAACCGCAGCUUCACCACGCUCACCUACCUGCGCGUGCACGCUCAGAAGCACCACGGCCAGGAGUGGAAGGAGAGCGGCGGCGCGCGCGGCGGUUUCGGAGGAGCGGGGCCCGGCGGCGUGCUGCUGUGCCAGUUGUGCGGCGUGCAGUGCAAGACCUCCACGCAGCUGGAGGGUCACAUGGGAACCCACGCCAGCCAAGCGGACCUCGAACCGACAGGCGCGCAGCCGGCGGGCGCUGCCGGUGUGUCGGGGGGCGGCGAGGUGGGACUACUGGUGACUGACUGCUCCAGCAUUGCCCCCCAGACACACAGCUAGCGCUGACUUUGUUUCGACGUCAUGAUUACAUCACUGUCAUGUGAUGAUUGCUCCAUGUGAACUAAAGACGUCUGUCACUUUUAAUUAGUGGGCGUGAGGAAGCCAAUGAUGUGUUAGCAUGUAAAUACUUUUCUAAACAUCGUUGUCAUCAACUUUGAAUGUUCCUCUUCAUCGUAGCUCUCUUGGUGAAACUAUCUCUGUGCGUACUGAUUGUUUGUGUAUUAAAUGCAGCAGCGUGCAUGUCUGGAUUGAGGACGUCCAAGCUAA